GAUUUCUCCAUGAGCAAUGUUUGUAUAUAUAAGACCAGAGGAAGUUCUAUCAUGGAAUCAUCAUCAACAUCUUCAUCAUUCAGCAAUACAGCAACUUCUACAAAGCGACAGCAAUACCAUCACAUCUAAUUUCCAGCAAACUUCAUUUCUAUCCACAUAUCGUCAAAAUGCUUGAUGCUCAUGGUUGGGUCUCUGUCGCGGAACUCAUAAUUUAUGUGCCAGCGCUAUUCGCUUCUGUCUUCAUCUGCACUCGACAUGGCUUCCGCAGAGGUUCGGGUUGGAUUUAUACCUUGAUUCUCUGUCUUAUCCGCAUCAUUGGUGCUAUCUGCCGACUUGUAUCCUACCAUGAUCCUUCAACGGGGCUUUACGUCACCAUAGCUGUUCUGGACUCUGUCGGUCUGAAUCCAUUGCUCCUUGCAACAUUGGGAUUGCUCUCUCGAUUUGUCGAUUUCAUCCAUGGACAGACGAAUUGUCUAAUCACCGCCACUCACAUCCGCGUUGUCGGCCUCGUCACCAUCGUUGGCCUGAUCCUCUCCAUCGCAGGCGGAACAUCCAUCAACUUCCACCCAGACGGCAGCUACAGCAUUCCGACCACCAGCAAAGCCGGCGUCGCACUCUACUGCGUCUCCUUCAUCGCCCAAGUCGGCCUCCUGAUCCUGACAAUCGGCAAAGUCUCCUACGUACCCUCCAAAGAACGCCGCGUCCCAUUCGCAGUCAUGAUCGCCAUGCCGUUCAUCCUCGUCCGUCUCAUCUACUCCAUUCUGUCCAUUUCCGUGUCGAACCAUCAUAUCUUUGGCAUGAUCGGUGGAAAUGUGGUUGUUUGGGUCUGCAUGUCUGUCAUUGAGGAGAUCAUUGUCAUCUAUCUCUACGUUAUCCUUGGUUUCACUCUGGACAAAUUGGACCCAGCUCAGGCUGGUCCUAUCAUGAAUCCACCUCCGAAGGUGUCGAGGAAGGAGAGGAGGGCAAACCAAUAUGAAAUGAGUGGCUACCAGGUAAAUGAAGCUUACUAUCCCAAGCCAAGCGAGUACGGCAAUGGAGCGAGUGAGCAGGGUGUUGUUAACAGUCAUGGUCAGACAGUUCCCGCGACCGAUGCGUACUCUGGGAGAGUUUAACGAGGUUACAUUGGUGUACGGCAUCUUUUAUACCUUUUAUUUAUAGAGUUCAUGAUUUUCAUUGAUGGGCCUUGUACGAUUAGAUGCAUUUUAUGAGCGUUAGAGUUUUGUAUCGUCAUGAAUAUAUUCUUAAA
This is a messenger RNA of Aaosphaeria arxii CBS 175.79, 1246 nucleotides long. RefSeq lists its product as uncharacterized. The transcript has 2 exons. Lineage: Eukaryota; Fungi; Ascomycota; Dothideomycetes; Pleosporales. The record is from RefSeq and is a predicted model, not a curated record. The coding region runs from base 168 to 1112 and encodes 314 amino acids.